Molecule: messenger RNA, 2763 nt
Organism: Gossypium raimondii (Peruvian cotton)
Lineage: Eukaryota; Viridiplantae; Streptophyta; Magnoliopsida; Malvales; Malvaceae
Product: AP2-like ethylene-responsive transcription factor ANT
Exons: 9
Coding region: 670-2649 (659 amino acids)
Biological process (GO): regulation of DNA-templated transcription
Molecular function (GO): DNA binding; DNA-binding transcription factor activity
Source: RefSeq, a predicted model, not a curated record
UAUAACUGAUGGAUAAUUUGGGGGAGUAUCCAACAGGGUCAUAAGUAGAACUACAGCCACUAGCAUCUUGUCUUUGGGUGGCACCAUGUUUCAUUCAGGAAUAUAGUUCUUAUUUAAUCUUUUUUUAUUUUUUUUAAAGUCUUAAUGUGGUUUGGGGUCUUUAAAAGGAAAAGAGAGGAAUGAAUAAAAAAGGGGGAAAUGCAACAAAGAGCGUAGGGUAAAGCAAAAGAAAGAAGAGGUCUUUCUCAUAUACAGAUCCCUAUGGAAUGCAGGAAUGAUGCCCAGCAUUAGCUUGCUGGAACUCUUUUCUUUCUUUUUUGUUUAGUUUAAAAGAAAGGAACUUGCUUUGUCUCUCUUUAGAAAUGUUUACAGUGAGUGAGAGAGAGAGAGAGGGCCUCAUGCAUAUAGAAUAGAUUCAGUCACAGGAGUUCUGAAUUUGUUUUAGAUGAGUUCUUAGAUUUGGUCAAAUUACUUUUGCAGCUACAAAACAAAUAUUCUUAGUUUUUUUUUCAUUUCCUUUAAAAAAAAUAGAGUGAAGCAAGGAAAUGGUCGUUUUUUUUAUGAUUAAGUUAUUUGUUUCCCAAUGAUUGAGUUGUUCCUGCAGUGAGAGGAAGUUCCCAACUUGCUUAGAAUCAUUACUGGGUUCCAAAGCAGCCGCAUAGUAAGAAAAUGAAGUCCAUAAGCAAUGAUGAUAACAAUAAAAAUGCAAACUGGUUAGGUUUUUCUCUCUCUCCAAACAUGAAAAUGGAGGUUAGCAAUCAAGAAGCUCACAACUAUACACAGUCUGCUUCAGCUUCAGCUGCCGGUGUUACUACAGCAGUUCCAUCAAGCUUUUUCCAAUCUCCUUCUCAUCUUAAUUAUGGACUUUAUUAUGGAGUUGAAGGAGAAAAUGGUGGCUUCUAUUCUCACUUUCCUGUCAUGCCACUUAAGUCAGAUGGGUCUCUUUGUCUAAUGGAAGCUCUUGGCAGGUCUCAGCAACCACAAGCAAUGGUUCCUACUUCAACUCCAAAACUGGAGGAUUUCUUUGGGGCUGCAACCAUGGGGACCCAUCACUAUGAAAGCAGUGACAGAGAAACUAUGGCUCUAAGUUUAGACAGUAUGUAUUACAAUCAAAAUCCAAAUCAAGAACACAACAACCAGAAUUGGUUAGACCACCUGCAACAGUCCUCAAGGCAGACGCACCACCAACAGCAGCUUCAGGUUCAACAGUACCAAUACUACUCUGGAUAUAGGAACCAAGAAAUGUUACUAGGAGAGGAAGCUAAAGAAACCCAUGUUACAGAUUGCAAUCUUCAGGCCCCAACAAUGGCAGAUGAUGGUAAGCAGUGGGUUUCAAGAAACUACUCCACUGAACAUGCAAUGCAUCAGAAGAUGAUUGGUUGCUUGGGUGAUAAUGGAGCAGAAUCCGGCUCUAUUGGUGCAAUAGCAUAUGGAGAUUUGCAGUCUUUGAGUUUGUCAAUGAGCCCUGGUUCACAAUCAAGCUGUGUGACUGGUUCACAGCAAAUCUCGCCUUCUGGAACUGACUAUGCUGCAGUCCUGGAAACCAAGAAAAGAGGGCCUGACAAGGUAGAUCAGAAGCAAAUUGUCCAUAGGAAAUCCAUUGAUACCUUUGGUCAAAGAACCUCUCAGUAUAGAGGUGUCACAAGACAUAGAUGGACGGGUAGAUAUGAAGCCCAUCUAUGGGACAACAGUUGCAAGAAGGAAGGACAGAGCAGGAAAGGAAGACAAGUUUAUUUAGGGGGUUAUGACAUGGAGGAGAAAGCUGCAAGAGCAUAUGAUCUAGCUGCACUCAAGUAUUGGGGACCCUCCACUCACAUCAAUUUCCCAUUGGAGAAUUACCAAAAAGAACUUGAAGAAAUGAAGAACAUGACAAGACAAGAGUAUGUUGCUCACUUGAGAAGGAAAAGCAGUGGAUUUUCAAGGGGAGCUUCAAUGUACAGAGGAGUGACAAGACAUCAUCAACAUGGAAGAUGGCAGGCUCGGAUAGGAAGAGUUGCAGGGAACAAAGACCUUUAUCUUGGAACAUUUAGCACUCAAGAGGAAGCAGCUGAGGCUUAUGACAUAGCAGCUAUCAAGUUCCGUGGGGCGAAUGCAGUGACUAACUUUGACAUAACAAGGUACGAUGUGGAAAGAAUCAUGGCUAGCAAUACCCUUCUUGCUGGAGAAUUCGCUAGGCGAAACAAAGAUGUCGGACCUGGUGGUAAUGACAACCUUUUAACUGGUAACACCAAUGCUGAAACCAACAUUAACAUAUCACCAAAGAACAAUGGAGGUCAACCAGACUGGAAAAUGAUCCUUUAUCAGUCAUCUGAACAGCAACAGCCCAACAUCAUUGAGAAUUUUAAGGCUCAGGCUUUCUCAUUGGCACCAGAAACCAUGGUUGGCCACAGAGAGGUGGAUGAUUCCAGCAAGAUAGGGACUACUCACUUCUCCAAUGCUUCUUCAUUGGUGACUAGUUUGAGCAGCUCAAGAGAAGGUAGCCCAGAGAGAAGCAGUUUACCUAUGGCGUUUGCAAUGCCUCCUCCACCAUCAUCCAAGUUGUUCACUACUUCACCAAACACUGUGAAUUCUUGGAUUCCUUCGGCUCAGCUCAGGCCUGCAAUUUCCAUGCCACAGAUGCCUGUUUUUGCUUCCUGGACAGAUGCUUAGAUUAGACGUUUUGGGGUAUAGUAACCAAAAAUAUGUUCUCUUUCUUUUCUUUUUUUCCCCUUUUUUUGCAUGGAAUUAAAAAAAUCAGGAAAAAGAAGUAUGGUUUUUUAUUUA